Messenger RNA from Lingula anatina, 2050 nucleotides. Its product is annotated as endonuclease 8-like 1. Gene Ontology annotation, cellular component: nucleus. Gene Ontology annotation, biological process: base-excision repair. Lineage: Eukaryota; Metazoa; Brachiopoda; Lingulata; Lingulida; Lingulidae. The record is from RefSeq and is a predicted model, not a curated record. Gene Ontology annotation, molecular function: zinc ion binding; nucleic acid binding; DNA N-glycosylase activity.
UCUUCGAUGUAAACAAAGUAGUCACCGCAACACGUGCUCGCGUUGAAGCCAGAUUUAAACUCAAAAAGUUAGCUACAUAGUUGGAUUGAAAAUGCCAGAAGGUCCAGAGCUGCAUCUUGCUAGCCAUUUUGUCAAUGAAGUUUGCAAAGGUCGAGUUUUCGCUGGACCGAUCGUCAAAUCGGAAGUUAGCACGAAAAACCCUGACAUUCCAUGGCCGGCGGAAGCUUAUACAAUCAGUGCAACUUCUCGUGGGAAGGAAGUUCGCUUGACUCUCACCUCAACGGAUACGCAAAAAACGAAGAGCAAAAAACCAAAACCAAAUGAAUCCAUUAACAUUUUGUUUAGAUUCGGAAUGUCAGGUAAAUUUCAGUUCACUGCAGUCAAUGAGAUGCACAAGCAUGCUCAUCUUAAUUUCUUUACCAGAGAUGAGCCGAAGCAGGUGUUGAGUUUUGUCGACUACAGACGCUUUGGACGCUGGGAAGUCACGGAUAGUUGGGGUGCUGACAGGGGACCGUGCGUUAUGUUUGAAUAUGACAAAUUCAGGGACAAUGUGUUGAAUAAUUUGAAAAAUGCUGCAUUUAACAAGCCAAUAUGCGAAGCACUGUUGAACCAAAAGUUUUUCAAUGGUAUUGGAAACUAUCUGAGAGCAGAAAUUUUAUACAGGCUGGGAAUCCCUCCAUUUGAAGGUGCUCGCUCUGUCUUGGAGCCACUGACCCAUGACAGCAAAGUGAAAAAGGAGAUACCAGAUAUUCUUGAACUUUGCAAUAUUCUACCUCAUGAAGUUAUAAAUCUAGGUGGAAAAGGCUAUGAUCCUGAGGGAAGAUCUGAUGAUUAUGAUGCAUUUGCCAGUUGGCUGCGUUGCUACUACAACACCAGCAUGAAUAACAUGGUUGAUCAUAAUGGUAGAACUAUAUGGUUCAGUGGACCAGCUGGCCCAAUGACCCCUAAAGAGGAAAAAUCAAGAGGUGUAAUAAAAAGGGCAAAAGGCAAAAAGUAUGAAAUUAAAAAGGAAGAAGAAAAUUCGGAAGUGGUGGACACGAAAACUAAGGUCAAAAAGCCAUCUAGAGGGAGAAAUAAAAAGUCGCCUCCAGUAGCCACAGACAAGCCAAGAGGUAGAAAGAAAUUAAAGAGUGUGGGACCAAACAAUGAUUCAAUUAAACAAGAAAAUAGAGGAAGUUCCAACAGAGUUACAAGAAGUUCUGUGAAAAAGACAGUUGGGACUAACACUGAUUUGAAACAAGAACAACAACCACGCACAUCUUUAAGAACUAAGAAGAGGAGUUCAAACACUACACAAUCUACUGCCAUCUCAAAUGGGAUAAGCAGUUUAAAGCGUGCAAAAACCUCGUCUGUGGAAACAGCAGAAAUGCCAACUACAGCACCCAAACCCAAAAGGAGAUCUGCCAAGGGUCACUAAACACUUGCUCCAAGUGUCAGUUAUUUUCAUAACAAGAGGGUGUAUUACAUGUCAGUACAAGACCCCAAUCUUUGCAUUUUGGUAAUUGUCAGCAUGUUUUUUAUUGAGAUUAUGUACGUGAGUCACUUUAACUCUUAAUGUUUGACUUAGUAACAUCAGUAGAGGGUUAUUAAACACGCUUAAAAAGAGUGAAGAUGUGGAGAAGAACAACCUUAGAAAAGUAUUUUAAAUCUGAAUUCAAACAAUGAUUAACUACCCAGUGUCUUGUUGGGAUACAUUGAAGUGCAUGAAUCUCCCUGUAGUAAUACACUGUACCUUUACAGAAAAGAAAAACAUUACAACCAAGUACUGGUAAUGCAAUUAAUAAACCAGAGGAAAAUGUAGUUUAGGUACAAACUUUUGUAGAGGGUAGUAUGUGAUAAUGAAAUAUGCAUGCUUCAAACAUUAUUGUCAUAAGUUAACAUUUUACAAUUUUUAUAUUUUUGAAAAUAUUAAAAUAAACAACUCAGAUUUUUAAGAAUGAAGAAUUUUGGUAUUAUUUUUUCCUUAACUGGUUGACAACAAACAUUUAACAAAAUUGAGUAACUUGAUGUUAAAAGUAUUUGCUAUAAACUUAAUAAGCCACAAUAUGAA